AAAUAUACAAGUGACAUCUUUUGGACUGUAAAGAGUCCCAUCCUAUAAACCCAAAUAACAAAUCAUUAUUCAACGAAAUCAAGAAUUCAAAACCCUAGCUCUUCAAAGUUUCUUUCUUCUUUAAUUUUUCAACUUUGCUAAAGAUUCAUUUCUUUGAGAAUAAGUAAGUGAAAAUGAGUGGAGCAGGAGAGAAAGGAUCAACGACCACUAAGACUCCGGCAGAUUUUCUGAAGUCUAUUCGUGGACGACCUGUUGUUGUUAAAUUGAACUCUGGUGUUGACUAUCGAGGUAUCCUUGCCUGUUUAGAUGGAUACAUGAAUAUAGCAAUGGAGCAAACAGAAGAAUAUGUUAAUGGACAAUUGAAGAACAAAUAUGGUGAUGCCUUUAUACGAGGAAAUAACGUGCUUUACAUCAGCACAUCGAAGAGGACUCUCGGGGAGGGAGCUUAAGAUCGAGCAUACGAGUGAUCGGCCUUAGUUAUCCUGGCCGUUUUUAUUGUGUAACUGGCCUUUCUCAACUUGUCCGUGAAGUUUCCUCUGGAUGUUGUAAUUUGUGUAGGUUUUGGUAGAUCAUGGAUGUUAUCUUAAUUGCUAUUUCUUUAGUGAGUCAAUGUCAUUUUUUUUUUCCAUUGCCAAGAUCAAGAAAUGGCAUCCUUUAAUGGUGGAUCUGAACAUCUGUUAAGCAGUUUUAUCUUGACUUUAUUUUGGAUAAUAGAUGCAUAUAAAAUUUACUAGCCUUUGAAUCA
Molecule: messenger RNA, 745 nt
Organism: Lycium ferocissimum
Lineage: Eukaryota; Viridiplantae; Streptophyta; Magnoliopsida; Solanales; Solanaceae
Product: sm-like protein LSM36B
Exons: 4
Coding region: 174-449 (91 amino acids)
Biological process (GO): mRNA splicing, via spliceosome; maturation of SSU-rRNA
Cellular component (GO): nucleolus; U4/U6 x U5 tri-snRNP complex; U6 snRNP
Molecular function (GO): RNA binding
Source: RefSeq, a predicted model, not a curated record